UCUUACUUGAUUUCAUUCUGCGGAUCUUAGCUGUAAUUGUUUUGAAACACACGGAGCACAACAGAAAGCGUAUGUUAGUGAUGACCGAAAUCAGACACAUAAAGACAGCAGACUUCUGUGCUCGAGAUCAGCGCGAGUGUUUUAGUUCGGUGUCUGCGCUCGUGCCGUGAUGUGAUGAGCUGCAUUGAUCUCUACACAUCAUAAAUCUGAUAUAAGUUACGCUAUUUUUGAGGAUUAUUGAUUUCUCCUCACUAAACCUCUCAAGAUCAGAUCAGUGAUGUGCUUGUAUUGUACUGAGGGCAGUGUGUUAAACAGUCAGUCUGAAACAAAAGAUGCUACAGUGCCAGCUACUUGAGCUCAACACUGAUAUAAACAAUAACACUGACUACAAAUAAUUCAUUCAGUGGAUAAUUGUCCUGCUGCUUUAUUCCAAAUAUGAACAUAUAGUCAUACGUUUACACACACAUUUCAGAAUUAAAACAAAAAUAAUAAGAGAUGGAUCUUUUUUGUUGUUGUUGAUGUUGUUUGUUUUGUGCUGCCCUGAACAAUGUAUUUUACAUAAAAGAUGUUAUAUAUCCACAAGACAAAAUAAUAACUCUAUACAUUUAUAACUAAGCAAUUAAUCAUUCUUAAAACUGUGUGUUGUUUCUGUUCCACAGCUGUUUUUAUUGUGAUAGUGGCUUUAGAUGCGUUUGGAGCCCACUGUUCUUCAUAAAAAUCUUCCAGCUGUUGUAAAGGCAUGGAUGUGGAUGUGGUGAGUUUCCGUUUGCCUGCGCAUGGAGACACUGCACUGAGUAACAUGAACUUCCUGCGGACGCAGCAGCACUUCUGUGAUGUCACCAUCGUGGCGGGGGGCAGGCGCAUGUUCAGGGGUCAUAAGGUCGUGCUGGCUGCUUGCUCUGUGUUUCUCAGGGACCAGUUUCUCAUGAACCCCUCAUCAGAGCUACAGGUGUCGAUGUUGCACAGCUCAGCAGUGGUAUGUGAACUCCUCCAGUCCUGUUACACAGGAAUGCUGCAGUUCAGUGCCAAAGAGAUCGUGAACUACCUGACUGCAGCCAGCUACCUGCAGAUGGAGCAUGUGGUGGAGAAAUGCAGAGGAGCCCUGAGCCAGUACAUGCAGCCCCAGAGUGGCAGCACAGUUGUGAAUGUCUCAACCUCAAACAAGGCUAUUCAGACUGUGAAGACGGAAGAAUAUCCGUCUAUGCCGGUGAUUGUCAGUGUAAGAGGAUCAGAUGCAUCUGGACAAUUCGAGGGAGAGGACGGGCCUGAGAGUGACAUCAUUCAGGUGCAGAUCAACGAUGAACAUCAAGACCUCGAGAAGACCUCUGGUGCUGAAGAGGAAGACAGAGAAGCUGUUGUUGUGUUAGACGACCACGAACCGCUGGACGCAGGUAUAGAGGAGCCCAGUACGGAGGGACAAGCCAAAGGCAACGGCCUCAGAGGGGCAGGCCGUGUGUGGAGAAGACGGCACGGAGAGCACAGGGGAGGCAGAGGAAGAGGCUUUAAACACAGGAAGCGAUACAUAUUCAAAGACCGCAAGCUCUUGGGUAACUAUCAGGAUUAUCAGGAGCGCCUUCCAAUGCCAGAUGAGACCAUAGGUAAUUUUGGAGCGGGAUUUCAGGCCGAUUUCAAGUCCAGUCAGCAUCUCACAGAUGGUUCUGUCUUAGUUGAGUACGGAGCUGGAGAGGGACAAGGAGAAGAGAUCGGCUCUGAUGGAGGUCCUGCACACUUCAGUGUGGAAUCUUCCAGCGGGGAAGAGGGAAUGAGAGUUGAAACACAUACAAAUGAGCAUGGAGCUGCUGACGAGUCCGUGGCGGUGGUGGGAUCCACGUCCUGUGUAACGGGACCAGUGGUGUGUGAGCAGUGCGGACUAGCGCUUUGCUCAAUGCAGGACUUAGCCAUGCAUUUCCUGGUGUCACAUCGGCUGUACAUGUGUCCAUGCUGCGGGAAGCACUUCAGCCACUUUAAUAUCCUCAACCGCCACAUGAUCGUCCACCGUGGAGUUUCCAAGCUCCACUGUUGCCCCCUGUGCCACAAGACCUUCACUCAGAAGUCAACACUGUGCGACCACAUGAAUGUGCACAGUGGGGAGCGGCCGUAUGUGUGUGCGUACUGCCACGUCAGCUUUGCCCACAAGUCUGCUCUACGCCGUCACCUGAUGGAGCAACACGGAAAGACCAUGCCCCAAAACCACAUGGAGAUGCAGCGAAAUAAUGGCCUAGGGUUUUAGAUCAUAUUUAAUUAGGUAAAGUGUGUGUUAUAAUGAAAAUUUACCCUUUAUUUAUUUUCUUAAUACUCUUUUAUAUUUUUAUUUUGCGCAGCUGUAGAAAUGUCUUCGAAAUCGAUAUGUAAUAACUAUGCAUUUGAGCUCUAUAGCCUGGAAAGAAUGAAUGACCUUUUAUUCAGUUAUUUAUGAAUAGUUUGCCCAAAAAUGAAAAUUCUGUCAUGAUUUAUUCACCCUGUCAUUUCAAACCUGUGACCUUCUCGACUGACUUUCUUCUGUGAAUCAUAAAAUAAUAUAUUUAACUGUAAUUGUCCAUACAAUAAAAAUCAAUGAGGUCCAAACAAUAGUGACUCCACUAUUACACAUACAGGUAGUUGCUGGGCAUUGCUGCAUGCUGCGUCUCCGUCAGUGCCUUCGGUCCAGCUGCGAUCUUUCAUAGAUAUUUUGUCCCUAUAAUUCCAGGACAUCUUUUGGUGGUGGGACAAUGGUCAGGAACAUCACCUACCCCCACAGGUGGACACAGGAUCCUUUUUAUUGUCUCUUACCUUCACAUACAGAUAUUCUUCCUUUACAGUUCAAUGACCUUUCUUCCAAAACACAAUCAUUUUCUCCCCAUACUACCUUAUUCUUGCUUUUCUCAUUUAUAUCCUUCCCAUUUUCACAGAUUCUAUGAACUGCCUGGGGCAGGGGGGCUUUUGUUUUACUUUAUAUUUGCCUUUAGGAUGUCUGUCAACGCAUAACCUGAUUAAGUCACCAUCUACAGCAUCCCCACACCAAGGUGAUCUUGCAACCAGUCAGCAUAUGCUGACAGUUCUCCUCUGUACCAAACCACCAAGACACAUUACUUGGACUUUGAUAAGGUGUCAUAGUAUGUUAAUCCUGAAAUGAGAGAAACUCUGGGUUUUCCGUUUCAGAAAAGGAGGUAUGUCAAACCCGAGAAAGCAGGGUAAGUCAAGCCCGUUUCUGAAAGAGAGGUAACUUAUACCUUGGUAACUUACUCUGUGAACUUAACCUAGUCGGGAGCAGGUUUUCUUCGUUAAACCCAGAGUUUCUUUCGGUCUCCUGCCCCAUUAUGUUUAAAUACCUCAUUCAUUUAUUCAUGCUGCAAAAAUGCUUUUCUUACUGAUUAUUGUGGAAUGUAAAUUAAGUGCAUUACUUAAAACAUGAAAAAUAAGCUUAAUGCAAAUGGAAACAAGAUUAUUUUUCUCUCCUCAACCACCACCAGUGUGCAGCAUCCACUUGGAUGAUGCAACGGCAGCCACAGGACAAUGGCGUCAGUACGCUCACCAGCUAAAGGUGGAGAGGAGAGAGAAAGAGAGCCAUUGGGCAUCAAUGCAGUAAUGAUUAAUCUUUUUGUUUUUAAAAAAAGGCAUUUAAGAUCUUCACCUCUCUGCCCAACCUUGUGCGUUGAGUGUGGUUGUGGGGAGUCGCCGUUGUUAAUACUAGUUCAAUAAUUUAACAUUUUGCCAGUUUUUACCUUGGACAUUAUAGCAGUAAUUAAGAAUUAAAGCUAAGUAUUAACUAGGAGGUAUAUUUGCAGAGUUGCGGACAUCUUUUUGUCAGAUGUUGUUGCCACGGUGAAUCAUAAUUUCGGAGCUCAGAGUUUCCCAUCUCAGGUUAAGUCAACUCAGAGUUGGUUGAACCUCCUUAUUGAAACAGGCCCCAGGAGUAGGGUUGAAGACAUAGGUCCUAAUAAAUUCUAAAGUAGUACAUUAAGCAGCUCUGGUGAAAAGCCAACAUGCUGGUGUGAACCUGACCCACAGGCAUUUGCCAAGUCUAUCCAGAAUACUUGGAGGUAUUUCUUGAUCAUCUUGGCAGUCUAGAUCUGCUCCCAUAUCAUCAAAGCAUGUUCCACACACCCGGGAAAUCCUGGGACAGCUACCUUCUGGCCACUUCUGUCUUUGUACCCACCUCAUCCAGACAUCCUAACUAAAAACUCUC
This is a messenger RNA of Cyprinus carpio (common carp), 4165 nucleotides long. RefSeq names its product zinc finger and BTB domain-containing protein 6-like. The coding region runs from base 740 to 2230 and encodes 496 amino acids. NCBI's taxonomy places the organism in Eukaryota, Metazoa, Chordata, Actinopteri, Cypriniformes, Cyprinidae. The record is from RefSeq and is a predicted model, not a curated record. Gene Ontology annotation, molecular function: protein binding; RNA polymerase II cis-regulatory region sequence-specific DNA binding; DNA-binding transcription factor activity, RNA polymerase II-specific. The transcript is spliced from 4 exons. Gene Ontology annotation, biological process: regulation of transcription by RNA polymerase II.